This is a messenger RNA of Phytomonas sp. EM1, 2388 nucleotides long. NCBI's taxonomy places the organism in Eukaryota, Euglenozoa, Kinetoplastea, Trypanosomatida, Trypanosomatidae. The record is from the annotation of a GenBank genome assembly.
AUGCCCCCUGUUGCCGCCAAGGCAAACGCCUUGAAGGCCGAGGAGGAACUGAAGAAAAUGUCUGAUCCCGAAUGCUGGAAGCACCGAAUCGACAUAUUCGAGAAGCUCUGGGAGGAACAGCAGCGCCGCUUUCAGGAGAAGAAGGCGCCCAUCAAGGUCACGAUGGUGGACGGCAAGGUCCUGGAGGCGGAGAGCUGGGUCAACUGUCCGCUUGACAUCGUGAAGCGCAUCUCGAACUCGCUCGCGGAGAAGAUCAUCGUCACACGGGUGAAUGACCAGCUAUGGGACCUCACGCGGCCCUUUGAAGGGGACUGCUCCCUUGAGCUGCUGGACUGGGAGGACAAGGAGGCGCAGCACGUCUUCUGGCACAGCUCCGCCCACGUCCUCGGCUACGCCCUCGAGCGUGUCCUCGACGCAAAGCUCUCGGUGGGACCCCCGCUUGAGGAAGGCGGCUUUUUCUAUGAGGGCAUGACAAACCGCACGGUGACGGAAGCGGACUACGGCCUUAUCGAGGCCGCCAUGCAGGAACUCGUGAAGGAAAAGGCCCCUUAUCAACGCCUUGAGGUGUCGAAGGAGGAUGCACUCCGCAUCUUCGGCUACACGGAAUUCAAGACCUCCAUCCUGGCCAGCAAAGUUCAGGAUGGAACAACAUGUACGCUCUAUCGUUCUGGCGCCCUGAUUGACCCCUGCCGUGGUCCACACAUCACCGACACCGGCCGCAUUAAAGCCGUCAGUGUAUUCAAGAACUCCUCCUCCUAUUUCCAGGGCAAGGCAGAGAACGCAGUGCUGCAGCGAGUAUACGGGAUCACUUUCCCCAAGGCCUCCAUGCUGGUGGAUUGGCGCAAGAGGCAGGAAGAAGCCGCGAGGAGAGACCAUCGUGUGAUUGGCAAACAGCAACACCUCUUCCUCUUCAAUGAGGUGUCCCCUGGAAGCGCCUUUUGGCUGCCCCAUGGUGCCCGCAUCUACAACAACCUUGUGGAAUUCUUGCGUAAGCAAUACCUGCAGCGCGGCUUCCAGGAGGUGAUUUCGCCAAACAUUUACUCGUCCAAGCUGUGGAAGGUCUCGGGGCACUGGGAAAAGUACGCAGCGAACAUGUUCUGCACGACAUGUGAGAAAGAGGACUUUGCCUUCAAGCCCAUGAACUGCCCAGGCCACUGUAUCAUGUUUGCGAGCUUGCCGCACUCAUACAAGGAGCUUCCGAUUCGCUAUGCCGACUUUGGCGUGCUCCACCGUAACGAACUCAGCGGUACGCUAACGGGCCUAACGCGCGUCCGCCGCUUUCAGCAAGACGACGCUCACAUUUUCUGCCGCAUGGAUCAGAUCCGAGAUGAAAUAAAGGGUGCCUUGGACUUCCUGAGUGAUGUGUACGGCACGCUGGGAUUCAAGUUCCACUUCCUGCUCUCAACGCGGCCGGAGAACAAACUGGGCUCCGACGAGAUAUGGGACGAAUCCGAGUCCCACCUCCGUGCAGGGCUGAACCAUUUCUGUGGCAUCCCGGAGGCGCUGGAUGACCCAUUUCAUCCUGGUGAGACCUUUAUCUUUGAUGGGACCCCAAACUCGGUAAAGAAGCUAAAGGCGCUCGUGCGUAAGGCCAGCCAAAGCGAUGAUCCGUCAUUGUGGAAGGGCCCGAUCCACGCCAACGCAUGGAAAGAAAACCCCGGUGAUGGCGCCUUCUACGGCCCCAAGAUUGACAUUGCCGUUGAGGACGCCCUGCUUCGCCACCACCAGUGCGCCACGAUUCAGCUCGACUUCAAUCUGCCGAAUCGAUUUGGGCUUAAGUAUACGCUGGCAUCCGCCGUUGGAAAGGGUAAGGAAGACAGCGAGGACGCGGCGGAUAAACCGAAUGUGAAAAGUGAGGCUGCAACGCAACACGCCGAUCCUGUGGCGGACCCCGGGAACAACGCCGCCGCUAAACCAAAGACACCUUACGAAGAGGCUGUCCGUGAGUUGGGCCUUGACCUGCGACUGGAUGCGAACCAGGCACGCCCGGUGAUGAUUCAUCGAGCCAUCUUCGGCUCCCUCGAGCGUUGUAUCGCUAUCCUCUGUGAGCACAAUGCUGGAAUGUGGCCUUUCUGGUUGAGCCCGCGGCAAGUCAUGGUCGUCCCUGUCUCAGCUGCUAACAACGACUACGCACAAGAGGUAUGCGAUAUCCUCCAAAGGGAGAAGUUCUUCGGUGAUGCUGACUUCAGCUCCUCGACGCUUGACAAAAAGAUCCGCAACGCUGAAACCGCGCGAUUCAACUUUAUUUUUGUCGUCGGCCAGCAGGAACAGGAAGCUCAGACGGUUAACAUCCGAGCCCGGGGUGAACAGCGCUUGGGCACCAAGUCGCUGCAGGAAGUCAUUGAGUGGCUGCAUCAACUGGCUGAUAAGUAUUCGAGCGACUACUAA